AAUAGUAGUAAAAGAAUUGGUAAACGAAUGGAUCGAUUGCGCAAAAGUCUUAGAGGAAGUUUUCGACGAAAAUCUAAUAAACAUCAAUUGGAUCAACACAUCACCGAAAGUAGUAAACCUCAUCAGUGGCAGUCGGAUGAAGCGGGUGUCAAACUGGGCACUUGUGUCUUCCCAGUCAAAUACCUGGGAUGUGUUGAAGUGUUUGAGUCAAGAGGUAUGCAAGUAUGCGAAGAAGCACUCAAAGUAUUACGAAGCUCUAGACGGCGACCAACUAAAGGCACACUAUUUGUUACCGGCGAUGGUCUGCGAGUGGUCGACGACGAGACAAAAGGUCUAAUUGUCGACCAAACUAUCGAAAAAGUAUCGUUUUGUGCGCCCGACCGGACCAACGAACGCGGCUUCUCAUACAUCUGUCGCGACGGUACUACCAGACGCUGGAUGUGUCACGGAUUUAAUGCCGGCAAAGAUUCCGGUGAACGCCUAUCCCAUGCGGUUGGCUGUGCUUUUGCUGUCUGUUUGGAGCGCAAACAAAAACGAGACAAAGAAACAGUUUCUAUGAACUUUGACCCCAAGACAUCGACAUUUACCCGAAACGGUUCGUUCAGACAGUCAACUCUGACCGAACGUAUGCAAGACCCGCAACUGGCCAAAGCAAUCGAGCGGCCACCCAUCAAACAACCCGUGCACAACCCGUUUGCCGUCGAGCGGCCGCACGCCGCCCCCAACCUAUUGCAACGACAAGGCUCUCUACGGGGCGGUCCACUCAACACUGCCUCGCCAUUCAAAAGGCAGCUAUCGUUGCGCAUCAGUGACUUACCAUCUAAUCAGGAGCGCCAACGAUCACAUUCCGCUGACUUUGCCACUACUUCCAGCAGCAGCAGCAGCAGCCGAUCCAAUGUGAUGACAAUACCCGAAACCUCACCCGUCGACGAACCUACCGAUUCCAUUAGCGCCAUGUGUCAAGAAUUGUCCAAAGGAUUGACCAUUUUAAGCAAUAACGACGACCCGUUUGUGUCGCCGCCGAUACUGUCGCCAACUCCCGUGGCAAUGAUGACAACGACAGCUAACAAUACCGAGGAUAAAUGGAGUCCAUUGAAACAAUUGGCAAACAAUAAUACAUUUGCCGAAAAAUGGAUUACCGAUAGUUCGACAGUUCCGACCAACGAUUCCGUUGCUGUUGCUGUACCGAUAAAUAGGUCGACCACUCCAAGCCCUCCGACAACUACACCACUAGCUCAGCCCAAAGUAGUGGCAGCUCCCAGACAUAACAGUCCCAAUCUGACGCAACUGAGAAGCCUGUCGUUGGGCUCGUCCGAUGCAUUCAGCGAUACCACCACAAAAUCGUCGGCAUCGUCAUCGUCAUCAUCAUCAUCAUCAUCGCCGACGACGACGACAACGAUGACCUGGAAUAGCAGCCAAAUGAUGGCCAGUUGGCGCCAAAACGGCGUAACAUCAACAGCGACGGCGAAAACGACUACUUUAAGGUCGGAUCCGUUUGACGCCGAAUGGGCAGCACUGGCCACUAGACAUCAGGACGAGUCGCCGACGAUGAUGAUGGCGGCGGCGGCGGCGGCCACACAUCUUAAGAGUACGAAUCCAUUUAUACAGACAACUGGAGGUGUUGUUGUUAAAGCAUUUGAAGUGCAAAUGUGAUGAAUAUUUUUUUAGAUAAAUACUUGAAUUAAAUUAAAUUAAUAGUUAUUAUAAUUAAAUAUUAUUAGUAGUAGUAU
Oppia nitens is the source of this 1730-nucleotide messenger RNA. RefSeq names its product protein numb-like. The transcript has 7 exons. The annotation marks the transcript as partial. The record is from RefSeq and is a predicted model, not a curated record. Lineage: Eukaryota; Metazoa; Arthropoda; Arachnida; Sarcoptiformes; Oppiidae.